Molecule: messenger RNA, 2063 nt
Organism: Papaver somniferum (opium poppy)
Lineage: Eukaryota; Viridiplantae; Streptophyta; Magnoliopsida; Ranunculales; Papaveraceae
Exons: 3
Coding region: 336-1466 (376 amino acids)
Source: RefSeq, a predicted model, not a curated record
UGGGGUUUUGAACAGAAAGAGAGAGAGAAAAUGUAAAAACAUUCAAACCCAAAAAAAAAAAUUGUAUAGAAAAACGGAAAAUCCGUAAGAAUCGUUUAUCUUCUGUUGUGAAAUCAUCAGAUUAGGGUUUUCACGUGAUUGAAAAACAUUAGAAGAAAAAAAUUAGAAUUGAGGGGGAAAAAACUAUGUUUUUGCUUGGAUUAACAGCAUUUUUCUCGUGAAAUCAAUUUUUUUAAUGCGGCAUUAACGGAUCUAUGUGAAGAAGAGAUGAAUUAAUAAAAGAAUUGGAUUCAGAAAGAAUAUAGGGUUGUUGUUUUUGGAGGUGGUUGGAAGAUAUGCAGAUUGAUAGAAGUAGGAGGAAUGGAAACCAUCAUUUAUGUGUUUCAGAUUAUUUUAUAGAUCGAAAUUCGUCUUUCAUUGAUAAAGAUAGUUACAAUAUUAAUAACAAUAAUCUAUCAAUGUCAUCAUCAUCACCACCAUCUAGUCUUUUGUUGAUUCCUUCAACAGGGGGAUUGAAUUCUAAUUGUGGUAAUGGUAAUGCUAAUUAUAUUGAACAUAUGGUUUCUAAAAUGGAUACACUUGCUGGUGUUGCGAUCAAGUAUGGUGUUGAGGUGGCAGACAUUAAACGGAUGAAUGGUUUGGUCACCGAUCUUCAGAUGUUCGGUCUCAAAUCACUGCAUAUACCAUUACCUGGAAGACAUCCUCCAUCCUCUAGUCUGUCAAAUGAUUCUCCUACUCACAGUGAUAGCAGUACCGAUCACUCUCCAUCCCGCCGGACGGUUCACGAACAGAUCUUGGAAUCUUUACAGUCCCUCAAGCUGAAGCCAGAUCAACCAAGAAUUUCUUCAGCCAUGAGCAGUUUACAAGGCUAUUAUGGCCUCAAAUCUCCAAAUCACAAACUAGUAGAAACUGAAAUGUCAGUUUACAGAACAGGCAAAGCUCAUUACUUGGAAGAUGAAACACAACCCAAAACUCCUUCAAGCUUGCAUCGGAAAUCUAGGAGCUUAGUUAAUACCAUAUUAGCAGAGAACACAAACUUGGGCGAGGAUGUACCAGUAGGUCAUCCAGAUAAAUUUGUUCGCCGGCGUCAAAAAGCAGAUACGGAUUGUAAUCCCCGUACCCCAGAAACACUACUGAAGGUAGAUAACAGUGGCGGAAGUGGGUUUUCAGCAACAGCAGGAAAAGGUCUAGCUUUACGGCCAAAAUCAACGAACCGACUUGCCCCAACAUCAGAUAUCGAUUCAAGCUGGUUGACGCCUAUUUCAGUUGGAUUUGGGGAUACCCCCGUGGUCAACGGAUCUGCUGCAGUUCGCAAAUCAUCGAGCACGUCAAAUUUGCACGAGCAAGAAACAUUUGUUUGGCCGACUUCUAGACGGACUUCCACAACUGCAGCUAGCAAUAGACCAAUAUUUGAUGGCUUGCCAAAACCAGCUACUGGAAGGCGAAACAAAGCAGCUCUUGAUUAAACAAUCCCAUAUUACAAUCUCAAGGACUUUAGGCUAUUUUAUUCUUUCUAUAUUCUCAUCUCCGUACAGAAAAGUCAAAGACCUUUAUAUAUGGCCUUUCAGCAAGCAAGGCUAAUACAGUACAUAGCAGAAAAGGAAAACAACAGGAGUCAGUUAAUAAGGGAGGAUGAAGAAGUUCUUCCAUUUUCGAGUAACUCUAGGUACUGCUGAUAAAGGUGGUAUGUAACUAUUAACCCAACCUUUCUAUGGCUUCCCCGUUUUGAACUAUAUUAGUGUAUUUCUAGCAGAUAUUUAUUUUCCUCCCAAACCUGGGCUAGUAUUUCAGCUGCCAUAGGAAGAUACGUUUGAAAUGCAAUCAGUUUCUUUGUUUAACCCACUUUUAAGUUGCACCAAAACUGCUUAGAGAAAGCGUAUACUGUAACUAGGUUGCUACCCAACAUUCUUCACAUUGAUUUUUUUUUUGUAUUUAUUAUAUCAUUUGCUUCUUAUUUGAAACUGUUUGGUAGCCGUGCAGUCAAAAUACUUGCAUAGCAAAAGCAUUUUGUAUUAGAUAUGAAACGAAGACGAAUUUCUAUACAGUCAUGAUUUUAUCUGGUA